AUGGGCGAGUUUGCUGGAACUUUUCUGUUCUUGUUCUUUGCCUUCAGCGGUACACAGGUCGCCAAUACUCCUCAGACCACUUCUGGUAAUACCAGCACAAAUCUUCCUCAAGGUCCAAAUCCUAUCGCGCUACUCUAUAUCAGCCUAUGCUUCGGUUUCUCCCUGGCGGCCAACGCCUGGGUAUUCUUUCGAGUCUCUGGUGGUCUGUUCAACCCUGCGGUCACAUUUGGGCUAUGUUUGAUUGGGGCUUUACCACUCACCCGCGGUGCAUUGGUUUUUAUUGCCCAAAUGUUCGGUGCGAUGGCUUCGGCAGGUGUCGUCAAGGCACUUUUCCCUGGCCCACUCGCCGUUACGACUUCUCUAGGUGGUGGAACAAAUCUGGCCCAGGGAGUAUUCAUUGAAAUGUUUCUCACCGCUCAGUUGGUAUUUACAAUCAUCAUGCUGGCAGCAGAGAAGCACAAAGGAACAUUUCUCGCCCCUGUUGGCAUAGGACUGUCCCUAUUCAUUGCAGAGCUGUCAGGUGUCUAUUACACGGGCGGAUCCCUCAAUCCAGCUCGAAGCUUUGGCCCAUGCGUUGCCAACCGUGAUUUCCCGAGCGAGCACUGGAUCUAUUGGGUUGGCCCAUUGAUGGGUGCGGCCCUAGCAUCAGGCUUUUUCUGGAUUAUCAAGAGCUGCGAAUACCAAACCGCAAACCCUGGCCAAGACUUCGACGACCUUGAAGCGAGUGCCUUCAACCCCGAAGAAUCUCUCACCCGCCCGGUGGUGAUGCCCAACGCGAUCAUUGAUCGGCCAAUGUCCAGUGACCGAGGCUCUCGGCCCUCUGGGGACGAUCCUGCCAGCUCCUUGCUGGCGCGACUUCAAUCCGGUGACCGUUCAGUGCUUCGUCAAGAUUCCCGGGAAGCUCGAGCGGACGGUGUACAACGUGGCCAACAGUCUGAUGGCACCGGUAGCAAGACAUACGUCUCUGAGAAGGAUGGUUCAACAGACAACAGCAAUAUUCACCACAAGACAACCAUUGACCCAUAA
Messenger RNA from Exophiala bonariae, 1026 nucleotides. RefSeq lists its product as uncharacterized. Gene Ontology annotation, cellular component: plasma membrane. Gene Ontology annotation, biological process: water transport; transmembrane transport. The transcript is spliced from 7 exons. Gene Ontology annotation, molecular function: water channel activity. Lineage: Eukaryota; Fungi; Ascomycota; Eurotiomycetes; Chaetothyriales; Herpotrichiellaceae. Bases 1 to 1026 code for a protein of 341 amino acids. The record is from RefSeq and is a predicted model, not a curated record.